CCCCUUUAAGAGCCGCGUUUUCCCAUAGGCUCCGUGACGUCAGCGCAGCGCAGGACUCACUCCAGCAGCGGCGUGUCCUCCUCAACAAACGCGAGCGAUGCGCGCACGGGAGAGCCGCACACCAGGGAAACACGCUCCGCAGACCGGCACCCGCCGUGGAUUAAACCGGGGAACUCUCCAAACCAUGGCCGAGACGGCGAAGAAGUGAAGGCUGACGCGUCGAGCACGGAGCGCGCUCUGAUUUCGCGUUACUAGACGCGCACGAGUAUGCGCGAUCCCAGCUGAUCGAGACUCGAACCCGCAUCGUUUAACCCCACGAACCAUUACUCUACUCCACAGCUGCUCUCGCUCCGGAAACAGCUCAGAUUAGCUCAUUAGUCCGGCGGGCGAGCUCCGUGAUGAUGGCGGGGAAGCGGACGGCGCAGGGCGCGGGAAUCCUGCUGGUCACCGCCAACGUCGGAUCGCUGUUUGAAGAUCCGGAGAACCUACAGAAGACGUGGCUGCGGGAGUUUUGUCAGACGGUCCAGACGCACCGGCCGCUCUUCCUCGCUCUUCACUGUCAGGAGGUCGGAGGCAAGAACUGCAAGGCGUCGAUGACACACGUGGACAGCUUCAUCAAAGAGCUGCUGUCCAGUGAAGCCUUGAAGGACUUCAGCCGUGCUCGUGUCUACCUCGACAAGAACUACGAAUCCCAGGAGCAGUUCACAGCUCUGGGAUGUUGCUACUUCAUCCACGAAUCCUUGAAAAACAUCCAGCAGUUUGAUUUCAAAGCCAAGAAGUUCAGGAAGGUGGUCGGGAAGGAGGUGUGUUCGGACGCUCUUCCAAACGCAGCCUCGCUGGAGAAAGAGAAGUUUCCUCAGGACUAUUUCCCCGAGUGUAAAUGGUCCAGAAAAGGCUUCAUCCGAACCCGAUGGGCGCUGGCUGACUGUGCCUUUGACCUGGUGAACAUCCACCUGUUCCACGACGCAUCUAACCUGGUGGCGUGGGAGAAGAGUCCGUCCGUGUACUCGGGGACGAGGCAGAAAGCGCUGAGCUUCGUGCUGGACAGGAUCACGGAUCAGCGCUUCGAGCGGCUGCCCUACUUCAUCUUCGGAGACUUCAACUUCAGGCUGGACUCCAAGCAGGUCAUCGAGAGACUGUGCUCGAUGGCCAGCAUGCAGACGGUCAGAUCCACUGACACCAAUGAAGUGGACAAACUCAUCUUCAGAGAGUCAGACAAUGACCACAAGGUUGUCCUCCAGCUGGAGAAGAAGUUAUUCAGCUACAUUAAUCAGGAAGUUUUCCGGGAAAACAAUGGAACGCAGCUCUUAGAGUUCGACAGAGAGCUGUCUGUGUUUAAGGAGCGUCUGCAGGAGCUGGACAUCUCCUUUCCUCCGAGUUAUCCGUACAGUGAAGACUCCAGUCAGGGAAAGCAGUACAUGAACACUCGAUGUCCAGCCUGGUGUGACCGCAUCCUCAUGUCCUCCUCGGCCAGAGAGCUGCUCCUCAAGACGGAGAACGAGGAGAAAUCAAUAACUUAUGACACCAUCGGAGCCAGCGUGUGUAUGGGGGACCACAAGCAGGAAAAUGGUGCCAAAGGGUGGAGAAGAUUUCAUGAAAAGCGUCCCUGUGAGAAGCUCCGACACGGGUGGAUGGACACACACACACACACACACACACACACACACACACACACACACACAGAGGACCCUGUAAAGACUUUUCAGCAGGACUGACCAGUCACAUUUGUCCGGUGCAUGCAGUCAUGUCUAUAGAAACCACACACUGAGUUCAUGAAUGCUUCACGAGUCGAGAUCAUGGACACACACACACACACACACACACACGCUGCAUCUCCACUAAAUCAGAUGAUCUUCUGACGUCUGUCAGUCUUGUUUCUCAGACUCUAUCAGAAACACUCCCUGUGGAUUUUAGAUGCGUCUCAUAUUCAGUGUGUAAGAUAUUUUAAAAGUGCAAUGAAAGCCAGUUGUUGUAUUUCUCUGCGGUUCGGUUUAUUUCUAGAAUAGAUUCUGUUCAAGCCUUUAGAUGAUUUCCUUUCUCUCUUGAUUUGUCGUGCUGCAGACAACCGCCGACUCUUUUAUAUACCGUACUUUUUAAAGAGAUGAUUUAUAAUGCGUACCAAAAUUAUUAUAAGCUGACAUAUUGAUACGAACGGCUGCUUCGGAUCGUUAUAAAGAAACGACUAAAUCUGCAUCAUCAUGAGAAGAACAUGCCAUGAUUUAUAUACAGUUAGCCAAUUCAUUUUUCGUUUUUUGUUUUUUUUAAGAAGUGCCAUAAAUCAUGCAAGUAUAUAAGAUAGUUUUUGCUCGGUUCUUACAGUGCUGUUCUUAUUCUAACUUAUUUCUAAUAAUGUUAUGGUUGAAUGUGAUGUUUUAUAGGCCUGGGUAUCUUAAAUAGCUGUAUCCUUUCCUCCUUUGUUCUUUCAUAUGAUUUCUUGUUAUUAUAUUAUUGUGUGCCAACUAUUGAGAUGCGAAACACUCAGAUCAAGGACAGGAGUCUACACUACACUCCACGAUCCGUUACUGAUUCUUCAUCUCUGAAUCUGUUGCUUGUUAAGUGUUUUCCAGCAGCUCAGAGAUAGGAGUCACUCUUGUGUUGAAGCAGAUCGCGAUUAGACCUCGUGGAUGACAAGACCUCAGAAAGCAAUAAACCCAUUAGAACUCACAGAACGAGUGAAUGAGUGAAGCAGUGCCUCUGUGUCAUCAGUCAAACACAUCAGAUUCACUAAACAUGCUUUUGGUGGUCCCUGAAAAAAAAAAAAUCAGCUAUAUUUAUGAUAUUGUGUGUUCAUUUGAUCAAGCUAUUUAUAAAAAUCAUUAUGUAACUGAAUAUAUCUUUUGUCAUUGCUGAAUAUAUUUGAAAUACACAUCAUUGACAGGAAA
This is a messenger RNA of Carassius auratus (goldfish), 2882 nucleotides long. Its product is annotated as type I inositol 1,4,5-trisphosphate 5-phosphatase-like. The record is from RefSeq and is a predicted model, not a curated record. Lineage: Eukaryota; Metazoa; Chordata; Actinopteri; Cypriniformes; Cyprinidae. The transcript has 15 exons. Gene Ontology annotation, biological process: phosphatidylinositol dephosphorylation. Gene Ontology annotation, molecular function: inositol-polyphosphate 5-phosphatase activity. The coding region runs from base 399 to 1715 and encodes 438 amino acids.